Molecule: messenger RNA, 471 nt
Organism: Bipolaris oryzae ATCC 44560
Lineage: Eukaryota; Fungi; Ascomycota; Dothideomycetes; Pleosporales; Pleosporaceae
Exons: 1
Coding region: 1-471 (156 amino acids)
Source: RefSeq, a predicted model, not a curated record
AUGCGCUUCUCAACUCUCGCCACGGCUCUCUCCUCCAUCUCCUCCGCCUCAGCAGCCAUCUACGGCAUCACCGUCCCUGCCGUCCUCUCCCCAAAUGCGACUUUCCCACUCACCUUCAUUUCCAACAUCGACCAGUCAAGCGCUCUCGACGUCGCCGUAGCCUACGGCUUUAGCGCCCCACCCGCCUACCGUGGCGCGCUCGGCUUCAACUACAAGACCAUCUACCUCGCGGGUGAGGAUUCAGACUACCAAAUGGGCACCAACUACACCGUCGAUGUGGUGGCGCCUGAAGCCAUCGCUGGGUACAAUGGAUCCGUUGUUGUUACCGCGUCCGUGUACCAGAUUUUCGGGUACUCGGGAGUUUACAGACUGAAUUCGUUUAACGUUACUGUCGAUGUUGGGGAUGCAUCGUCGGAUGAUGGUGUGGUUGCCAGUGUGAACGGGGAUACGAAGGCGACUUGUGAUCUUUAG